AUGCGGUCUUCGGCGCAACCUGUUACGGUCAUGACUACUCGCCUUGACGACAACGAGAAGACAUUCCAUGGUGCGGUGCUCUCAUCCUUCACGUCGGUUGCACUGCAUCCAUUUCCUCUGGUUGCGUUUGCGAUUCGAAAGCCUUCACGCAUGGCCGAUGCACUUCACGCCAACAGACUAGCCCAACCUAGUUCUAUGCACGGUAUAAUCAAUAUCUUGUCAGAACAUCAAUCCGAGAUAUCGAAAAUAUUCUCGCGUCCCGACCUAUACCCUCACCCCUUCGAUUCCAUUUCAUACGGCAUCCAUGAGGGUACGUCCAUUCUAGAGGAAACUAUUGGAGCGCUCUCCUGCUCUGUCAUCACCUCCUUGCCUAUGACCAGUGAAGUUCUGAGCACUUUUGGGCUAUCCCUUGCCAAGUCGGAUGAAACCAUCGAUCUGUCAAGCUUAUCUUCCGAGUUAUUCCUCGCUCGAGUCAUUCAGGUUCUCUCGCCCCAGGGCAAUCCAAGCCCACCACGAAAGCCACUUGUGUACUACCAAGGCAGUUAUACAUCCAUCCUGUAG
Messenger RNA from Rhizoctonia solani, 561 nucleotides. Its product is annotated as SPT20 domain-containing protein. The record is from RefSeq and is a predicted model, not a curated record. Gene Ontology annotation, molecular function: riboflavin reductase (NADPH) activity; FMN binding. Bases 1 to 561 code for a protein of 186 amino acids. The transcript has a single exon. Lineage: Eukaryota; Fungi; Basidiomycota; Agaricomycetes; Cantharellales; Ceratobasidiaceae.